AUGCAAUCUCUUCCUGCAGACUUUCUGUCGACGCCCACAUCCAGCACCACAGUGUCCCAAGUUAACUUUACUACUACACCACUGCCGGAAUACGCCAAUCUUCAAGCUUUCGUUAUUGACGACGCCCUUACUUCGUCGGAAUGUACUAUGCUUCUCUCGGCCGCAGAAUCAAGUGGCACCUGGAAAAGAGCUAUACUUCAAGUUGGCAACGGACUCCAAAGACAGGAGGAUGACCAACGCAGAUGCGGCCGCCUGAUUUGGGAUUCGUCAGGUGUGGCUCAGAGAAUAUGGGGCAGAAUCAUAUCGUUUGUUCCGGUGAUCGCAAGAUCGGACAGGCAGGCAGAAAUCACUAAUGGAAGUGCUGUCAUGAGAGGUGACGCGUGGGAAGCAAGUCGGCUGAAUGAGAGGUUGAGGUUCUUGAGAUAUGAAGGCGGAGAAUACUUCCGAGUACACGUAGACGGUGCUUAUCAGACCCCUGACGGAAAGCGAGAGAUCCUUCUUCACGUUCCAUCUGUACUUGAACGGCCACGGCAAGAUGAACAACACUUCAGCCACAGACGACGACACAUUCAGGGAGACGCAACCACCAUCCAUUCACACAACAUGAUGCGGAGAUAUGAUGUCUUGCCCAAGACUGGCUGGGUUCUCAUCUUUCAGCACAGAGGCCCCUGGCAUUCGGGAGAUGAUGUGGUUCAAGGUGUCAAGUACACAGUGAGAAGCGACAUUAUGUAUAAGCGCGUGGACAGGAUUGAGCGAAGGUCCGAGUAG
This is a messenger RNA of Aureobasidium melanogenum CBS 110374, 768 nucleotides long. RefSeq lists its product as uncharacterized. Gene Ontology annotation, biological process: peptidyl-proline hydroxylation to 4-hydroxy-L-proline. The transcript is spliced from 2 exons. NCBI's taxonomy places the organism in Eukaryota, Fungi, Ascomycota, Dothideomycetes, Dothideales, Saccotheciaceae. Gene Ontology annotation, cellular component: endoplasmic reticulum. The record is from RefSeq and is a predicted model, not a curated record. The coding region runs from base 1 to 768 and encodes 255 amino acids. Gene Ontology annotation, molecular function: L-ascorbic acid binding; iron ion binding; procollagen-proline 4-dioxygenase activity.